Messenger RNA from Melanotaenia boesemani (Boeseman's rainbowfish), 1106 nucleotides. RefSeq names its product proteasome 20S subunit beta 8A (gene psmb8a). The transcript is spliced from 6 exons. The record is from RefSeq and is a predicted model, not a curated record. The coding region runs from base 142 to 969 and encodes 275 amino acids. Gene Ontology annotation, cellular component: proteasome core complex. Lineage: Eukaryota; Metazoa; Chordata; Actinopteri; Atheriniformes; Melanotaeniidae. Gene Ontology annotation, molecular function: threonine-type endopeptidase activity.
AACUUUCACUUUCGGAUUCUUUGUCACGUAUGAGGAAAUUACUGUCGGUGCCGACCGACAUCCAGCUUUGUGUUUUUGGAAAUCGUAAAACUUUAUAAUACAUAUUAAGAUCAGACUAUAGUUGCUCUGUUGUAAGACAUAAUGGCACUUGCUGAAGUUAGUGGAUUUAAUCCAUAUUCUGAAUUCUGUAGGCAGAUUUUUAGAGCAGGACAGACGCACCUUGAGGACCGACCCAGCCACUAUAGUUUCGGGACCAAAACGCAAGAAUUUGCUGUUCCUCUGGGUGUAGAGCCUGCAGGGUUUCUGAAAUCCUGUAACAGUGAGGGAGGGGUGAGUAUUGACCUGAACCACGGGACGACCACUCUGGCCUUCAAGUUCAAGCAUGGAGUCAUCGUGGCUGUGGACUCCAGAGCAUCAGCUGGCCGUUAUUUGGCAUCCAAUGACGUCAAUAAGGUGAUAGAGAUCAACCCGUACCUGCUGGGCACCAUGUCGGGCAGUGCUGCCGACUGUCAGUACUGGGAGAGACUCCUCGCCAAGGAAUGCAGGUUGUACAAGCUGAGGAACAACCAACGGAUCUCUGUGUCUGCUGCCUCUAAGCUGCUGUCUAACAUGAUGUUGGGCUACAAAGGCAUGGGCCUCUCGAUGGGGAGCAUGAUCUGUGGAUGGGACAAACAGGGUCCCGGUCUGUACUAUGUGGAUGAUAAUGGGACUCGUCUGUCUGGUCGCAUGUUCUCUACCGGCUGUGGUAACAGCUAUGCCUACGGGGUGGUGGACAGUGGUUACAAAGAAGACAUGACGGUAGAGGAAGCGUAUGAGCUCGGCCGUCGGGGCAUUGCUCAUGCUACACACAGGGAUGCCUACUCUGGAGGAGUGGUGAACAUGUACCACAUGCAGGAAGAUGGCUGGAUAAAGGUGUGUAAAGAAGACGUUUCAGAGCUGAUCCAUCAUUACAGGAAGGGAAUGUUCUGAGUUUGACUCCUGAGCCCAGAUCAACCUCAACACUCAAAUGUUGUCUUCUGUCUAUGACUAAAAUUAUUGUUAGUGAUUGUUUCUAACAGUAAUAUAGCAUAUUGAUACUUUAAAUGAAAUUCCACUUUCUACAAGCU